GCUGGACUCCAUGGACUUCUUCAGCAUGGGUCCCACUGUGGCCCUCAGAACCUGCUGGCAGCUCUGACCAGACCGAGAUGCUGACACAGACCUUGGGGUAUUAAUAGCCCCAAUCUGGGCUAGGCUCCUCUUCCCCUCCUGAGGCCAGCCCAGGUCAUGGGCCCCACGCAGGGAGAGGGAGAUGCGUGCCCUGGUGGAGGCCUGAGCGAGUGUGCCCAGGUCCCUGCUGUCUGAGGGAUCCGUGUCUGGACGCCCUCCUGUUCCACCCCAGGGGCUGGCUUGGGAGUUGAACCUCCACCCUUUUGGGUUUCUUGGCUGGAGGCCUUCAUGCCUCUGAGCCUCAGCUUCCUCAUCUGUAAAAUGGGGGUGGUAUCACAUCUUCACAGAAAGGCUGGUUAUGGAGCACGAAGGAGCUAGAGCACACAGCUCAGUACACUGCCCACCACCCACGCAUUCCGAGCACAUCUGCAUGUGUAUCUGUCCAGGAGCCAGGAUGAGGCAGCCCGGGUCAUCAGUGCUCCACCCAAGAGGCUGGGACGCCACCCAGUCUGGAACAUCGUCUUCUGUGGCUGCGUGAUCUGAAUGGAACGGUCUGGAAGAAGGAUGCCGGGGAGUCUGCAAGGGACCCGGACUGAGGGCUCCUGGAGUCUGCCUUCGCACCAACCAGGUAUGGCGUAGGUGUGGGUCCUUCUGAAAGGGACACUCAGAAGUGAGACAAGACUGUGCCUUUUUUGCCAAACAGGAUCAAUUCCUAACCCAUAGGGUUGAGGGCUCACUGUUGGGGCAGGGGCCCUGCUCAGCAUUUAACAGACAUCAUCUCACUGACCUCACAAUGGCCUUUGAGAGGUAGACGCUAAUAUUCCCAUGUUACAGGUGGAGACACCAAGGCCCAGACGGGCCACGUGACUUGUUCAAGAUCCCACGGCUUAGUUGGUGCCGGAUCCCAGGUCAUCCCCCAUUUGUCAGACUCUGGAGACCAUGGCUGGUGCCCUGUGGCCAGAGAGCACUCACCUCCCCCACCUUGGAAGGCUCUGAACCUGGUGCCUGGAGGCUGCGGGGUGUCACGGGUGGGCUCCAUGAUUGGAAGGGAAGGUCACAGCCUCCUGCCUCCAUCCCAGCUGGAUGGACAGGCCCUGAGCUGUGAGACCAGGGCGUUCACUGCUGAGCCUUCUGGUCACCCUGUAUCAAUGGCUUUCCCUUGAGCCCAGGCCCAGCCAGCCCUCAAAGGGCUGUGGAGACUUUGGGUUCCUGUAGUCACCCAGGUGGGGACAGAGAGGCCUGACUCAAACCCCAAGUCCUCAGCUGGGCCCUCUCAGUCUGCCCUCUUUGGCUCCCAGACUCUCUUGUCCUUCUGCGUCAUGCACCGGCGGCACAGGCCUCUGGGACUUCAUGUGGGGUAACCUGUCCUCCCACCGUGAUUCUCAAGACAAACCGAGGCUGUGGUUCUUUGACCCUAUCCCACGUCUCUGCACCUGCAAUCAUUUCCAUGUCAUUUGUCUGACCCCCCCCCCACUGAACUGAGCUUCCCGGGGACAGGACGGACCUGUCAUUUGUGGCGUGUGCCAGGCCCCUCGGGUCGCAUCGGGCGUUUGAUAACCACUGGUGGGCUGCCUGAAGCUGCUGGAGUGCCCCUGUCCUUCGAAAAAAUUCUAAGCAGUGGAGGCAGCCUCCAAGAGGCAGAUCCAUUACCAACUGAUCACCCAACCCUCCCUCUAAUGGAAAUCAGAUCUUACAGAUUAUUGCCAUUUGAUUGGACUCUCAUGCACCGAAGCCAAAUUCAAGACUGAUCAAAAAAUAGGAAUAAAGCCCCAACCUGCCAGCUUAAUGAAAUGCUGUCAAGGUUGGGGGGGGGGGGGCUGGUCCCGGCCCCAGCCGACCCAAGAUGAUGCCGUCAGUGACGUCCUUCACUCCGUCUGGUGCCCGGGGAGGCCUUUGGCGUGGCCCCACUGUCCGGUCCACGGGACAGGGUCCCCGGGCCCAGGCCAAUGGGGCGGGUGAGCCUGGCUCGCAGGGGUCCGCGCUGCUCCGAGGGAACCUGGUAAGAGCAGGGGUUAGUUCAGGGCCUGCGUCUGGGGGCCUCUGGGCCAGGGCAGCGGGAGGACUACAUUUCCCAGACUCCUCCAGUCCCGGGGAGUGAGCCAUUGGAAGAUUUAAAUAGCCCAGGCCCAGAGGCAGCGAGGCUGCAGCUGUGGACUCGUCCGCCUCCCCGGUGGCUCCAUUGGCGCUGGCCCGCAUCAGUGGGCUCGAUUGGCUGCGCAGCUGGCACUGACGUCCCCGUGGAGCCCGGUGGCAGCUGGAGGUAAACAGCCAUGUGCAAUCCUGCACUCUAUAUUUAACAGCUGCUGCGGAGAAGGCAGGGAGGCAGGGAGUGGUAGCGGGAUCCCCGGGCAGCUCCAGUCUUCGGGGAGAAGGCCUCCCAGCCCGGCUGGCACCGGCCCUCGUGGCGCGAGGCGUCACCAUGCCAGCCUCCCAGAGCCGCGCCCGGGCCCGGGACCGCAACAACGUCCUCAACAGAGCCGAGUUCCUGUCCCUGAACCAGCCCCCCAAGGGCGCCCCGGAGCCCCGCGGCUCGGGCAGGAAGGCCCCGGGCCCCUCGGCGCAGCCCCCGUCCCCUGGCGAUGGGGCCCGCGAGAGGCGCCAGUCACAGCAGCUGCCCGAGGAGGACUGCAUGCAGCUGAACCCCUCCUUCAAGGGCAUCGCCUUCAACUCCCUGCUGGCCAUUGACAUCUGCAUGUCCAAGCGGCUGGGGGUGUGUGCCGGCCGUGCCGCGUCCUGGGCCAGCGCCCGCUCCAUGGUCAAGCUCAUUGGCAUCACGGGCCACGGCAUCCCCUGGAUCGGGGGUACCAUCCUCUGCCUGGUGAAGAGCAGCACACUGGCCGGCCAGGAGGUGCUCAUGAACCUGCUCCUGGCCCUGCUCCUGGACAUCAUGACGGUGGCCGGCGUGCAGAAACUCAUCAAGCGUCGCGGCCCGUUCGAGACGAACCCCAGCCUCCUGGACUACCUCACCAUGGACGUGUACGCCUUCCCCGCUGGGCACGCCAGCCGCGCGGCCAUGGUGUCCAAGUUCUUCCUCAGCCACCUGGUGCUGGCCGUGCCCCUGCGCGUCCUGCUGGUACUCUGGGCCUUCUGCGUGGGCCUGUCGCGCGUGAUGAUCGGACGGCACCACAUCACGGACGUCAUCUCGGGCUUCGUCAUCGGCUACUUCCAGUUCCGCCUGGUGGAGCUGGUCUGGAUGUCCUCCAACACCUGCCAGAUGCUCAUCUCCGCCUGGUGAGCCGCCUGCUCGGGGCUCCGGGAGCCAAGAGAGGAGGCAGGCGCGGCGGCCGACCGGCGGCCCCACGUCCCCCGUCGCGGUUGGAGGCUGGCGACCGCGGCCGGGCCGCCCGGAGGCUCGGUGCGGCCGGCAGGGGCGGGUGCUCUCUGCCCCUUUGCCUGGACCGCGCGCGUCCUCUCUGGGCCACGCUUUGCUUCCGCCACGGAGAAGGCAGGCGAGAGCUAAAGGUGGCGGGAGCGGGGCCGGGUCUCGUCCCGUCCCUCGGUCGCCGUCACGACUGCCGAGUGCUUGGCUGUGCCCGCCGUGCCCACAGCGCGAUGCCUGGCAGAGCGUCCCCCCCCCCCCCACCGCCCAGCACAGGUGCCACUGCCAUUAACGGUCAUCGGUAGCUCAGGACAGCACUUUCCCAAGGGCGCCCUGCUGGAUGCCAGCCUGCAAGACGCUUUGGGAAGGAAAAGGGUUUUGUGGUCAAAUAAACUUGGGCAAUGCCGCGCACCGUGCCCCCGUGCCGGACAUUCACGAGGGCCAUUGUCGCCACAAAGGCUCUGACAAGUCCUGUGCAAAUGCUUCCUGUCAAACUCCGUGUUUCCUCAGCGUAUUUGACCACAGACCCCUUUUCUCGAGGAACAGCUACUAACCCCCAAAGAACCGCCGUUUCCUCAAGCGCGUUUUGGGAGAGGCCGCCCGGGAGCCGGAGGGCCUGAGGCACACGUGGGCCUCUCCCAGCGCCUGCGCAGAGCUCACGGCCGCGGGCCUCGGUGCCGCUUUGGCCCCCAGGGGCCGGACUCCAUGUGACCUGAUAGGUCGUUUCCAAGUACCCAUCAUGGAUGUGCAUUUCAUGUGACAAUACAAGGCGAUAUGCAGCGACCCCUCUCCUGCGUGCUCUCUCCUCGUGUGAUGCAGGUUUCCAGGCAGGAGGGUCUCUGUUGACACAAAAGGGUGGGAUGUCUUCAGCCCCGGAUGGGCCGUGGUGUCAGGUGGUCAGAGGUUAAGGGGCUCCUAGAUUUUUCCGGGCUGGUUGGUCGUUCUCCCUGAGGUCACGAUGCGGGGGCUCGAACUCACAAACUGUGAGAUCGUGCCCCGGGGCUGAGAUCCAGAGUUGGACACUUAGCCGACUGAGCCACCCAGGUGCCCCCAUUUUCACUUACAUCUUAAUCACAUCUGCAAAGACUCGAUUUCUGAAUGAGGUCACAUUCACAGGCGCUGAGAGUUAGGACUUCAGCAUAUCUUUCGGGGCCCACAAUGCGACCCAUAACACCUACGAUCCUUUGGGGGAGGAAACCGCCUUCCUCUCUCAGCCAGGCCAUGGGGACAGGGCAGAACAUUCCCGUCUGCA
Panthera uncia (snow leopard) is the source of this 4610-nucleotide messenger RNA. It is a transcript of the gene PLPP7, whose product is annotated as phospholipid phosphatase 7 (inactive). The coding region runs from base 2459 to 3274 and encodes 271 amino acids. Gene Ontology annotation, cellular component: nuclear envelope. The record is from RefSeq and is a predicted model, not a curated record. Gene Ontology annotation, molecular function: sphingosine-1-phosphate phosphatase activity. The transcript has 2 exons. Lineage: Eukaryota; Metazoa; Chordata; Mammalia; Carnivora; Felidae.